Messenger RNA from Hyla sarda, 1241 nucleotides. Its product is annotated as cytochrome P450 1A1-like. The record is from RefSeq and is a predicted model, not a curated record. Gene Ontology annotation, biological process: progesterone metabolic process; hormone biosynthetic process. Gene Ontology annotation, molecular function: oxidoreductase activity, acting on paired donors, with incorporation or reduction of molecular oxygen, reduced flavin or flavoprotein as one donor, and incorporation of one atom of oxygen; iron ion binding; heme binding. NCBI's taxonomy places the organism in Eukaryota, Metazoa, Chordata, Amphibia, Anura, Hylidae.
UCAAGCAGUUGCUCCUCCUAAGAACUUCAUCUCCGCUUAUACAAAGGACAUACUCAAGUCAACAUGAUUGAUUUGGUCAGCUCCUUUGGUGUGAUAUCUACCACAGAGGUUCUUAUUGCCUCUGUGGUGUUCUCAGUCAUCUUCCUGUUCAUCAAGAACACCAGAAAAAAUGUCCCAGAAGGAACAAAGCCAGUGCCAGGACCAAUGCCGUUGCCACUGAUUGGGAACUUGCUCUCACUAGGCAAGAACCCACACCUUAGCCUAACCAAGAUGAGUGAGACCUAUGGAGAUGUGCUUCAAAUCCAGAUUGGCACAAAGCCUGUUUUAGUGCUAAGUGGACUGGAAACACUCCGACAAGCCCUACUGAAGAAAGGUGAUGUGUUUAAUGCACGUCCAGACCUUUUUACAUUUCGCCUGGUUGGUGACGGACAGAGUCUGACAUUCAGUCAAGAUUCUGGUGAAGUAUGGCAUGCACGCCGUAGACUGGCACAUAAUUCUCUCAAAACCUUUGCCAUCUCUCCCUCUUUGGCAUAUUCAGGCAGGACUCUAGUGGAAGACCAUAUAUCUAAAGAAGCCGAUUAUCUACUGAGGAAAUUCCAACAGCUAAUUGAAGAGAAAGGUGAAUUUGACCCUUUUAGAUAUGUGGUUGUUUCUGUGGCUAAUGUCAUUUGUGCAAUGUGCUUUGGAAAGCGAUACAGCCACGAAGACCAAGAAUUUCUAGACAUAGUCAACUUGACGAAUGAGUUUGGAGCAGCUGCUGCAUCAGGAAAUCCAGCUGAUUUCAUCCCUAUUCUUCAAUAUUUACCAAGUCGCACCAUGAAGAACUUUAUUGAAAUCAAUAAGAAGUUUACAGGGUUCACACAGAAAAAUGUUAAGGAACACUACAGAACCUUGGAUAAUAACUCAAUUCGGGAUAUUACUGACUCCCUUAUUCAGCAUUCUCAAGAAAGGAAAUUAGAUGAAAAUUUGAAUGUCCAGUUAACAGAACAGAAAAUUGUGAAUAUUGUAAAUGACCUUUUUGGAGCUGGGUUUGAUACCAUUACAACUGCUUUGUCAUGGUGUCUCAUUUACCUUGUGGCCAACCCAGAAAUACAAGAAAAAAUCCAGAAAGAGCUUGAUCAGGUCAUUGGUAGAGAAAGAAGGCCAAAGUUUUCAGACAGAGCUCAGCUGCCUUACACAGAAGCUUUCAUCUUAGAGAUGUUCCGCCAUUCAUCUUUCCUUCCCUUCACAAUUCCCCACUG